AUGUCAUUUCACACUUCAUCUCAUAAUACUCGAGGCAGGCCCUCGCGUUCUCUCCUUGCCGUUGGUAUCCUUGUGCAGUUCGCUCUGAUAGCGGGUAUCUUUUGGGCCUAUACCAACUUUGGCCACUCCCGUGGGUCCACGGCUUUAGCGGACGCGGCAACUACCAAUUCAUCACCGAGGCCAAACAGCUUCAGAUUGCGACAUGUCAUAAAUCACGGUGUCGGCCAACCUGGGCCGCGUGCGAGAAGGUUUGAUGUCACACCGGAGCACUUUGCAGCUGCCGGUGUCGAUUCCCAUGUCGGACCCUUCGCCAUCAAGACGGCACCAGUAAAGAUCCAAAGGCCAUCGUUCAACAGCUAUGAUAGCCAAAUACCCAUGUCUCCCAUUUGGAUGGCCGAAGACAUUCCGGGUCCGGAUAUUAAAGAUAAGGAAACCAUCAUCAGUUUUGCAAAUAUGUCGGAGGAUGCGUACAAGGUUGGACGCGAUGAUCCCGGGUGGAUGGAUGUGGAUGAAGACUAUGACACUUCCAUUCCUUUUGGUUGGGAUGAUAGCGGCAUCCGCGGCCAUGUAUUCAGCGAUGACACCAACUCCACCAUCAUCCUUGCCGUUAAAGGAACUACGGUAGCCAUGUUCGAAGGCAACGGAACCUCUGUGCACGACAAGGAAAACGACAAUCUUUACGGAUCCUGUUGCUGCGGUCAGGGUGGUACCUACCUGUGGCGCAAAGUGUGUGACUGUCAAACGGGUACUUAUACCUGUGAUGAACAAUGUGUAAAGGACGAGUUGCGGAAGCCAAACCGGUACUAUGUCGCAACUCUCGAGCUCUAUCAAGAAGUGAUGAAGCUCUACCCGAAUUCCCACGUAAUGACAACCGGACAUAGCUUAGGUGGAGUACUUGCGUCUUUGAUCAGUCUCCAACAUGGCAUUCCUGCUGUGACAUUUGAGGCUUAUCCCCAGGCUCUGGCAGCGAAGCGCUUAGGACUACCGGCAGCUAGCGACGUUGUUCCACCCAGCAAAGACACGGGAGUCUUUCAUUUUGGACACACAGCUGACCCGGUGUAUAUGGGAACUUGUAAUGGAGCUACAAGCUUUUGUUCAAUCGGCGGCUAUGCAUUCGAAACACUUUGCCAUGCCGGAAGGAAGUGUGCAUACGACGUGGUUAAAGAUUGGGGCUGGAGACAAAGCACCCAGACGCACAGCUUGAGGUACGCCAUCGAGAACGUUUAUAUGAAAUACGACGAAGCGGCAAUAUGUCAAGAAGAGGAUGUAGGGUGUGUUGAUUGUUACUUGUGGAAGUUCGAAAACGGCACACAUAAGCAGCCGACAACGAGCGCAACAACAGCAACAAGUACCACCUACUCAAGGACCCGGACAGAAACAUGCCAGACGCCUGGAUGGUGGGGAUGCCGGGAUGCGACAACUACCAUGAUGUCGACAACAUUGUCUAGCUCAUCGACUGCUACAACGAGCACAAGCACUUGUCAGACACCUGGCUGGUUUGGUUGCAAAGACGUAACAACAACAACCACCACUACGGCCACUGCUACUAUUACGACUACAUCCAGUGAGCCAACCACGACGACGUGCACUACUAAAGGAUGGUUUGGCAGAUGCCUUGACGACAAUACUUCGACAGCCACCCCUGCUAUGGAAGCACAUGCCUACUGGCAGACACCGGUGAUGGCCACCCCAACGCCUCCAUAG
Messenger RNA from Bipolaris victoriae FI3, 1704 nucleotides. RefSeq lists its product as hypothetical. Lineage: Eukaryota; Fungi; Ascomycota; Dothideomycetes; Pleosporales; Pleosporaceae. The coding region runs from base 1 to 1704 and encodes 567 amino acids. The record is from RefSeq and is a predicted model, not a curated record. Gene Ontology annotation, biological process: macroautophagy; multivesicular body membrane disassembly; piecemeal microautophagy of the nucleus. Gene Ontology annotation, molecular function: glycerophospholipase activity. The transcript has 2 exons.